AUGCGUGAGGCUGCGGAGCGGCGGCAGCAGCUGGAGUUGGAGCAUGAGCAAGCCCUGGCCGUUCUCAACGCCAAGCAGCGGGAAAUCGAGCUUCUGCAGAAGUCCAAAGUUCGAGAGCUGGAGGAGAAAUGCAGGACCCAGAGUGAGCAGUUCCACCUGCUCUCUCGGGAGCUGGACCGGUUCCGGCAGCACGCGGGCAGGACCGACCUGCUGGGCGGCGGCCUGGCGUCCCUCCUCGACGCCUCCCUGGCCCCUGGAAAGCCUUUCCCCAAGUUCAUGAAUGGAUUAGCGACCUCCCUAGGUAAAGGUCGUCUGGAGGACUCCGAGGGACGCUGUGCUGUGACAGGGGACUAUAUUCCGCUGUCCAGGGACAAGCCGGAGCCUUCGUGUGCCAAGCCUACCUUCCUGCCUCCGGCCAGCAGCCCAAGAUGCAGAAUUGAGUCCGAAAUGGAUAAUGAACGGAACUCCAAUACCUCAAAGCAGAGAUUCUCGGGGAAGGUGCACCUCUGUGUGGCCCGCUACAGCUACAACCCCUUCGAUGGACCCAAUGAAAACCCCGAAGCCGAGCUGCCCCUCACGGCGGGAAAAUACCUCUAUGUGUACGGAGACAUGGACGAAGAUGGCUUCUACGAAGGAGAGCUGCUGGAUGGGCAGAGGGGCCUGGUGCCCUCCAACUUCGUGGACUUCAUCCAGGAUAAUGAGUCGCGGCUGGCGGGCACUCUGGGAAGCGAGCAGGACCAGAACAUCAUCAACCAUGCGGGCCUCGGCCUGGAGGACGGACACAUCCUCACGCUCCACUCCCCGACCCUGGUGGGCCCGGCCGUCACCGACAACGUCGGGGGGACGCUGGACGUGAGCAUCGACGACAUCGGAGAAGACACCGUGCCUUACCCCAGAAAGAUCACCCUCAUCAAGCAGCUCGCCAAGAGCGUCAUUGUGGGCUGGGAGCCGCCAGCCGUGCCGCCCGGCUGGGGCACCGUGAGCAGCUACAGCGUGCUGGUGGACAAGGAGCCCCGCCUGAGCCUCACCCUGGGCAGCAGGACCAAGGCCCUCAUCGAGAAGCUGAACACGGCCGCCUGCACCUACCGCAUCUCGGUGCAGUGCGUGACCAGCAGGGGCCGCUCGGACGAGCUGCAGUGCACCCUGCUGGUGGGCAAGGACGUGGUGGUGGCCCCCUCGCAGCUGCGCGUGGACAACAUCACGCAGAUCUCCGCCCAGCUCUCCUGGCUGCCCACCAACAGCAACUACAGCCACGUCAUCUUCCUCGACGAGGAGGAGCUGGACAUCGUCCGGGCGGCCAGGUACAAGUACCAGCUCUUCAACCUCAGGCCCAAUGUGGCCUACAAGGUGCGGGUUCUGGCCAAGCCCCACCAGAUGCCCUGGCAGCUGCCUCUGGAGCAGAGGGAGAAGAAAGAGGCCUUUGUGGAGUUCUCCACGCUGCCCGCAGGCCCUCCGGCCCCCCCGCAAGACGUCACCGUCCACGCCGGGCCCACGGCGGCUGCCGUCCAGGUCUCCUGGAAGCCGCCUGCACUGACUCCCGCCGGGCUGUCCAACGGAGCAAACGUCACCGGCUAUGGCGUCUAUGCCAAAGGGCAGAGGGUGGCCGAGGUCAUCUUCCCGGUGGCGGACUGCGCGGCGGUGGAGGUCCUGCGGCUGCAGAGCCUGGAGGCCAGCGCCGUGACCGUGCGCACGCUGUCCGUGCAGGGCGAGUCCGUGGACUCAGUGCCCGCGGCCGUGCCCCCCGGCCUCCUGGUACCUCCGGCCCCCCACCCGAGGACUGCCCCCCCACCAAAGCCAUUAGCAACUGCCCCCGACACCAAAGACAAGCACCUGGGGCCUCACGCCAAGGCCGACACGUCCUGGGAGCAGAGCCGGGCGCCGGCCCCACCACACCGGCACACGCUGGAGCCACCGGGCCUGCAGGGCCCCGAGCCCGGGAGGAGGUCACCCUCGCCCAGCCGGAUCCUCCCGCAGCCCCAGGGAGCGCCCGUGUCCACCACCGUGGCCAAGGCCAUGGCCCGAGAGGCCGCACAGAGGGUGGCAGAGAGCUGCCGGUUAGAGAAAAGGAGCCUCUUCCUGGAUCGGGGGGACGCGGGGCAGGACGCCAACUCGGACGAAGAAGACGGCUACACCUCCCCCAAGGUCAAGAGGAGAGGCGCGUCGGUGGACGACUUCCUGAAGGGGUCGGAGCUGGGCAAGCAGCACCCCUGCUGCCAUGGAGAUGACUACCACACGGAGAGCAGCCGGGGCUCCGACCUCUCGGACAUCAUGGAGGAGGAUGAGGAGGAGCUGUACUCUGAGAUGCAGCCGGAGGACGGAGGCCGGCGGAGGCCCAGCGGCACCUCCCACAAUGCCCUCAAGAUCUUAGGAAACACCGUGCUGGCUGGACGGGCAGACAGAGCGGAUCACGAGGGCCGGAGGGUGUCCCACGGCAGCGCCGGCCCGCACAGGCCCCGGCCGGCGAUGGCCCCCGCUCUCGGUGAGCACACCCCGCGGGACCGCCUCUCUCCAGACUUCUACGAGGAGUCGGAAACCGACCCCGGCGCCGAGGACCUCCCGGCCCGCAUCUUCGUGGCUCUGUUUGACUACGACCCGCUCACCAUGUCCCCGAACCCCGACGCGGCCGAGGAGGAGCUGCCCUUCAAGGAAGGACAGAUCAUCAAGGUGUAUGGCGAUAAGGAUGCGGACGGAUUCUACCGGGGGGAGACCUGCUCCCGGCUCGGCCUCAUCCCUUGUAACAUGGUGUCCGAGAUCCAGGCGGCCGACGAGGAGAUGAUGGAGCAGCUGCUGAGACAAGGUUUCCUCCCGCUGAACACGCCCGUGGAGAAAAUUGAAAGGAGCUGGCGCGGUGGCCGGCCCCACGCCUCAUCAACGCGAAGAAUGGUGGCCCUGUAUGACUAUGACCCCCGAGAGAGCUCCCCCAACGUGGACGUGGAGGCCGAGCUUCCGUUUUGCACAGGAGAUAUUAUUACUGUUUUUGGUGAGAUCGACGAAGAUGGAUUUUAUUAUGGGGAGCUGAACGGGCAGAAAGGCCUGGUACCUUCGAACUUCCUGGAGGAAGUGCCUGAUGACGUGGAGGUGUAUCUCUCCGACGCCCCAUCCCACUACUCCCAAGACCCAGCCCUGCGCUCCAAGGCCAAGCGGAAGAAGAGCGUUCAUUUCACACCUUAA
Molecule: messenger RNA, 3171 nt
Organism: Dipodomys ordii (Ord's kangaroo rat)
Lineage: Eukaryota; Metazoa; Chordata; Mammalia; Rodentia; Heteromyidae
Gene: Rimbp2
Product: RIMS binding protein 2
Exons: 17
Coding region: 1-3171 (1056 amino acids)
Biological process (GO): neuromuscular synaptic transmission
Molecular function (GO): protein binding
Source: RefSeq, a predicted model, not a curated record